This is a messenger RNA of Linderina pennispora, 544 nucleotides long. RefSeq lists its product as uncharacterized. Bases 155 to 496 code for a protein of 113 amino acids. The record is from RefSeq and is a predicted model, not a curated record. The transcript is spliced from 2 exons. Lineage: Eukaryota; Fungi; Kickxellomycota; Kickxellomycetes; Kickxellales; Kickxellaceae.
UAAAAAAGCGCAGCUAUCCCACAAAGAGGCUUCUUUUAUCCAGGUAGAUGUCGUCGCUUGGGAUGCUGGCAAUAACUGAGGCGUGCAUUGGUCGACUCAAGAUGAAGAAACAAAGGGAAAGAUGAAUUAAUUUGGCGCUCGAGGAGUAUGGAGGAUGGAAAACUGCUUUUUCUUCCGGAGGUGUGUAGUGAACACUAUGCUCUUGGUUUCAGCCUGGCAACCCUGCCCACAUGCCGACAAGCGGACCUCAUUUCCUGAGCCUCCUGCAAAACGAAAUGUGCACUCAUUCCGUUGCAAAAGAGGAGGGCGAAUCCGCCUGGCAUUUGCUUCGGUCAAGAAUGUAGGGGCAGCUGUGAGGGAAAGGACACACACCCCCAGCACCCUUGGUCGUCCUUUGAUAUGCAAGAAACCAAUUUGCACACCACACACAUGCCGGUCCUGCCCACAUUCUGCCUCUUGUUCUAAGCCUAGCUGCAUGCUCUGCAUUUUGGCGUAGAGGCGAGAAGCAUUGCUCUUUCUCAGUAAUCCAACUCGGAGAAACCCA